GUGGCUGUGUGCUCAGCAAUAGGAAAUGCUUUAUUAGCUGGGAGUGGUGGAGAGAAGCCAGGCAGGAAGAGGCAGUAAUAAGAAACAUUUUUUUGACUUCUCCCACAUCCAGACCACAGAGCGCUUGCCAAGCGCCUGAGUUCGGACAACGGGGCUGCCGGGACGGGGACGGAGACUUUCCCCGGGCGGGACGGGCAACGCUGCGGCUGCGGGAGCCCCCGCGGUGCUGGGACGGGUGGCGGGAGGGGAGCAGACCCAUGAAGCUCCUCCAAAGCGGGACGCACGGCACGGAGCAGAGCUGCCCCGGCUGAGCCGGGCACCGCGGCCGGGAGAGCCUCGCCGGGGCCAGGCAGUGCCACGGGCGCCCGCAGGCCACGGAUGCUGUAGGAAGAUGCUGUGCGGAGCCUGCAGCCGGACAGUGCUGGCGCUGAUGACCCUCUCCCUCGGCUUCGCAGCCGACGAGCUGCUGUGCGCCUGCGACGUGCCGCACUGCAGCCUGCCCACCUGCACGGGGAAGGUGUGCUUCGUCAGCAAGAGGAAGGAGGAGGGGACCGUCACCCAGCACCGGGGCUGCUUCUCCCAGAACAUCCUGGAGAACUGCCGCACGCCCGUGAUGGAGCAGUACGGCACGAAGUGCUGCAACUCCAGCAUGUGCAACGCCGAGCUGGAGAUCUUCCUGCAAGGAGAAGACGAGCUGGGAAAGGCACCUUCCCUGCCCAACCUCCUCCUGAUGAUCUUCGUCCCGCUGCUCACCCUCCUCGUCCUCGCGGCACUCACGGCGCUCUUCUGCUGGAAGGUGGCCCAGCACCGCCACAAGAAAAGCGACCUGGGGGACAUGGACCUCAUGCUGAAGGCGUCCAUGGUGGGAGACAGCACUUUAGAGGACUUGCUGAACGAUGACUGCACCACGGGCAGCGGCUCGGGGCUGCCCUUCCUCGUCCAGCGGACAGUGGCUCGGCAGAUCACCCUCGUGGAGUGCGUGGGCAAAGGACGUUACGGCGAGGUGUGGCGAGGUGUGUGGCAUGGUGAGAGCGUGGCCGUGAAGAUCUUCUCCUCACGGGAUGAGCAGUCGUGGUUCCGCGAGACGGAGAUCUACAACACCGUCCUCCUGCGGCACGACAACAUCCUGGGCUUCAUCGCCUCCGACAUGACAUCGAGGAACUCCAGCACCCAGCUCUGGCUCAUCACCCAUUACCAUGAGAACGGCUCGCUCUAUGACUUCCUGCAGAGAACGACCUUGGACGUGGAGACCUGCCUGGGGUUGGCCUCCUCCAUCAUCUGUGGCCUCGUCCACCUCCACGUGGAGAUCUUUGGCACCCAGGGCAAGCCUGCCAUCGCCCACCGAGACCUGAAGAGCAGGAACAUCUUGGUGAAAAGCAACCGGCAGUGCUGCAUCGCAGACCUGGGGCUGGCCGUCAUGCACUCCCAAGGCAGCGACUACCUGGACAUCGGCAACAACCCCCGGGUGGGCACCAAGCGCUACAUGGCCCCGGAGGUGCUCAGCGAGCAGAUCCGCACCGACUGCUUCGAGUCUUACAAGAAGACGGACAUUUGGGCGUACGGGCUGGUGCUCUGGGAGAUCACCCGGCGGACGGUGGUGAAUGGCAUCGUGGAGGAAUAUCGGCCGCCCUUCUUCGACGCCGUCCCCAGCGACCCCAGCUUCGAGGACAUGAAGAAGGUGGUUUGUGUCGACCAGCAGACCCCCGUGGUCCCCAACCGCCUCUUCUCUGAGCCAGUUUUGUCAGCCCUGGCGAAGAUCAUGAAAGAGUGCUGGUACCAGAGCCCCUCGGCCCGCCUCACCGCCCUGCGGAUUAAAAAGACGCUGAAGAAGCUGAACAAUUCCCUGGAAAAACCCAAACCGGAGCAGUGAGCGCCGGGCACGCACCAGAGCUGCUCAUGGGCUGCACCGGGAACAGCAGCGAAGCCAACGCUGGGAUGGCUCCUAGUCACAGAGGGGGGGGUUGCUUGCAGCCCCCGCCUUUCCCACCUCUCCUUGGAGCCUUUUUAAUUUGCAAGGAGGGAAAAAAUAGGAAGAACAGAAAAAAAAAAAAAAAAAAAAAAAGAGGGAAGAAUCUUCCUGGUUAUAAAAAUACCCGCCCUGGAUCCGCCAUCUGACGCUAGCCCGUCUCGCCUGCCCGGCAGGGAUGGCAGCAGCCCCCCCAGCCAGCGUGGCUGAGGGGGGAGCAGGUGCCAAAGCCAGCACCGUCCCCUGCCACAGCCCCCAAGCCCAGCCGGGCACCCAUCCCAUCGCUGGCACCCAACGCAGCACGCAGGCAGAGGUUUGCUGCCCAAACCUGCCUGCCCGGCGCAUUGGCAGCAGCGAUGCCACGGGCUCAGCGGCAGGAAUUCCCCGGCGGUGCCCGGCACGCCUCUCGCCCGAGGAGGUCUGGAUUUCACUGGGGAAGGAUGGGCUGGGGGCAGCGUGCCCCCCCAACCAGGCCAGAUCCACACCCUGGCACAUCUCGGGGACCCCCCAGGAUGAGGAACUGCCAGCACCGAGCGGGGCCCGAGUAUCCCCUGUGCCGCAGGGACCCACCGAGACGAGGACUCCUGCAGCCGCAGGGCCCUGAUCCUUCCAGCCACCCCUUUUCCAAGCCCUUUUGCUCUUUGCCAACAUUUUGGUGUUUUCUGGGAUGUUUUGGUGUGCCCCGUGACCUACCCCACACCACUCGCCCUCAGCCCCAAAACCACCCCACGUUCAGGGCUGUAAGGAUGAGUCCGGGAUGUUCAGGAGAACCAGCUCUGCGCUCUAUUCCAUAAUUAUUUAAUUAUUAAGAUUUAAUAUAUUUAAAUAAAGUGUAAAGCUAUUUUAUCGCUUAACAGCCACCAAACCUGCGAUGUGGCAGGAUGAGACCCCAGCGCUUCUGCAUGGCUUAAUUUAUUGCUUCACCACCAUGUAGCUGUUGUGUAUCGCUCCGGCACCGCCGGAUCCCACAAUAAACCUCGCUCCAGCCUCAA
Molecule: messenger RNA, 2958 nt
Organism: Tyto alba (common barn owl)
Lineage: Eukaryota; Metazoa; Chordata; Aves; Strigiformes; Tytonidae
Gene: ACVRL1
Product: activin A receptor like type 1
Exons: 10
Coding region: 392-1870 (492 amino acids)
Biological process (GO): dorsal/ventral pattern formation; cellular response to growth factor stimulus; heart development
Cellular component (GO): plasma membrane; BMP receptor complex
Molecular function (GO): ATP binding; transforming growth factor beta receptor activity, type I; SMAD binding
Source: RefSeq, a predicted model, not a curated record